CCUCGGGUCGUCCGCUAUGUCGAUACUUUUCAAGAAACGCGUCUCAGCACUGUUCUCAUCAUGGAGUAUUUCGGUGCUGACACGCUCUGGCACCAACACCAGGAGUGUGAGCUUCGGAGGGAUGAAGUACUUGUGCUUCAGCAGUCCCUUAACGCCCUCGUCUACUUGCACGAGGCGGACGUGACCCACCAGGACCUCAAGCCUCUAAACAUCCUCCUCCGCUCUCGCAACCCCAUCGACGUGGCGUUAGCCGACUUUGGCUGGGCCAGGGAAUCGGCAGAAUCCAUGUCCACGGUCUACGCCGGCACCGUUCACUACCGCGCUCCCGAGGUGCUCGCUCACGCCCGAUAUCGCAGCCUGGUCGACAUCUGGUCGCUUGGUGUAGUCGGCCUUGAGCACCUCCAAGAGCUCCCGAACGAGGAACACUCGUCAACGGAAGCGGACUACGCGCUCAGCAUCUCGGUCUAUGCCGAGUUCCUGGCCAUUUACGACCCCUCGCACACCCACCGGCGCCUACUGAGCCAGAUGCUGCGUGAGAAGCCCGCCGAACGGCUGACAGCCGUAGAAUGCCUGAAGGCCGUAUCCGACUUGAUUGCCUAA
Messenger RNA from Dichotomopilus funicola, 600 nucleotides. RefSeq names its product kinase-like domain-containing protein. The transcript is spliced from 2 exons. Lineage: Eukaryota; Fungi; Ascomycota; Sordariomycetes; Sordariales; Chaetomiaceae. The annotation marks the transcript as partial. Gene Ontology annotation, biological process: mitotic DNA damage checkpoint signaling; protein phosphorylation. Gene Ontology annotation, molecular function: ATP binding; protein serine/threonine kinase activity. Gene Ontology annotation, cellular component: nucleus. The record is from RefSeq and is a predicted model, not a curated record.